Crotalus tigris (Tiger rattlesnake) is the source of this 2701-nucleotide messenger RNA. It is a transcript of the gene BEST2, whose product is annotated as bestrophin 2. Bases 8 to 1843 code for a protein of 611 amino acids. NCBI's taxonomy places the organism in Eukaryota, Metazoa, Chordata, Lepidosauria, Squamata, Viperidae. The record is from RefSeq and is a predicted model, not a curated record. The transcript has 10 exons. Gene Ontology annotation, molecular function: chloride channel activity.
UCCCCUAAUGAAGUUUGGAUCUGAAAAUCAUUGUCAGGGAAGUUUGCAAACCAGUCUGUUCCUGCAGGUACCCUGGCUGAAGGCAACUGCAAAACAGCAAAAAAUCUUUUGCACAGAGUCACUGAGCUUCUUUCUGCCUAGCAUGACUGUUACAUAUACAGCUCGGGUGGCCAAUGCCCGCUUUGGUGGCUUCUACAAACUGCUGAGCCUCUGGCGUGGGAGCAUCUAUAAACUGCUGUACAAGGAGUUCCUGGUCUUCUCGGUUUCCUAUUUGGGAUUAAGCCUUACAUAUCGGUAUGUCUUAAAAGAAGAUCAGAAACGGGUCUUCGAAAAGGUGGUCAUUUAUUGCAACCAGUAUGCCAAUCUCAUUCCUGUCUCCUUUGUUUUGGGCUUCUAUGUAACACUGGUAGUAAACCGCUGGUGGAGCCAGUAUACCAGCAUGCCAAUGCCAGAUCGCUUGAUGUGUACCAUUUCUGGAAAUGUGCAUGGUGCCGAUGAGAGGGGACGGCUUUAUCGACGGACACUCAUGCGCUAUUGCAGUCUGUCAGCAGUCUUGAUCUUGCGCUCAGUCAGCAUUGCUGUGUUCAAGCGCUUUCCCACCAUGGACCAUGUGGUAGAAGCAGGGUUCAUGACUCGUGAGGAACGCAAGAAAUUUGAAAAUCUUAACUCUUCCUACAAUCGAUACUGGGUCCCCUGCAUAUGGUUUACCAACUUAGCUGCACAGGCACGUAAAGAAGGCCGCAUACGUGACAACUGUGCUCUCAAGUUGCUCAUGGAGGAACUGAAUCACUUUCGUGGCAACUGCAGCAUGCUUUACCACUAUGACUGGAUCAGUGUACCAUUAGUAUACACUCAGGUGGUUACCAUUGCUGUAUAUAGCUUCUUCUUUUCUUGUCUAAUUGGAAGGCAGUUCCUCGAUCCAGCCCAAGGUUAUGAAGGACAUGACCUAGACCUGUGGAUUCCUGUUUUCACUCUGCUUCAGUUUUUCUUCUACUUUGGAUGGCUCAAGGUGGCUGAGCAACUCAUCAACCCUUUUGGAGAGGAUGACGAUGACUUUGAAACCAAUUUACUGAUCGACAGGAACUUCCAGGUCUCCAUGAUGGCUGUGGAUGAGAUGUAUGCGGAUUUGCCUCUCCUGGAGAAGGAUAAGUAUUGGGAUGCCUCAAACCCACGUGCCCCCUAUACGGCAGCUACAGUUUUUCUGCUGCAACAGCCGUCAUUCCAAGGCUCCACUUUUGAUGUGACAUUGGCCAAGGAGGAUAUGCAAUUCCAGCCUUUGGAGGAGAUUGCCGAGAGCUUUGAAGAGAGCCGCCAUGUGCCUGCCCACCUCUUGAACCGACUGUUCUCUACUGCUCCUACCUCAGGAGGUUUUGGACGCCGUCUCUCUCUGCUGAAGCGCAAGAGCAGCUGUGUUUCAGAACCAUCAACCACCUACAGCUGCCUUUGUCAGGACAUGCAGGCCCUUGACUGCACGUGUACCCGACCUGCCAGUCAGCAGAUGCGCAGUAACAGCAUUCCCUUCAUCCCUGAAGGGGCGGGAGACUCUGACCACGAUACCGGCAGCCCAGGAAAGGAAGCAUACAAUGUUCUUCCUGAGUCGCACAUUGUUGAGCUGGGUGAACCUUCUCAGAGUGCAUCGGGCCAGGAGAAUGUUACUGCUGCACCUCAUGAUCCAGAGCCCCUUGUGGAUACAUCAGUUAAUACAAAUGUCUUGUCCUGGCCUCUCCUAGAACAUGACUCUUCAGACACUUCUUUCUUUCACAACCCAAAGGAGGUGCCCAGCAAAGGGGUCGGCUAUCCCCCAUGGCUGCAGAGCCCCAUUGAAGAGGAAAAUAUGGCAUGACCCAGUUAUUGAGUAUCCACAGAUAGAUGGAGUUACUGCCGGGGACAUCUUGUUAUGGUGAUCUUAUUGGAAGAAGACUCUGAAAGGAAGGACCAGCAGAAGUGAAUCUACUUUUGUAAAAACCACCUUUGUGGCAGGGGCUUGGGGGAAUUUUAAGACAGGGGUUGUUGAGACACUCUGAAUUUCAUUAGCAAAUACUCUGUUCCCACCAAAGAAAAUGCUAGUUUUAAACCUUGCUUUUAACUUUAUAGACUACGUACGAACAUAGAGUAGAUACGAAUAUCAUACUGCUUUGCAGUGUUGGUGAAAUCUUUCUCAUUCUUUUUUUCUCAAGAUAAAACUGAGAAGGAAAAAGCCAAGAGGUGUAAAUGAAUUCUAUGGCACCUUCCCCCCCCCCCACAACCCUAUAUAAUCAACUGAUUUAAGGCUUAUGUUUUUAUGUUUUAUUAAAUGGUUUGUUUGUAAAACAUUGAGACUUUUGAAUACUUUCAAUCUUACUGCAAUUCUUUACACCUUUAACAAAGUAGCGGGUAACGUCAUUCUGCCAAAUGUUUGUCAUUUUUAAAUGUUAUUCUGGCCCCUGGAAAGAACAGGAAGAAUGGCAGAGAUGUAUUGUUUGUAUUGCUCAUGCCAGAGACACUUUCAUUAAAUAACCUGCAUACUUAGGUCUCUACCAGCCUUUAGAAGAUUUACGUAAGACUUACUGAAGGAAGCUGGGAAAACUAGAUUUUAAAGGGACUCAUUAUAAACCUCUAGUAUUCCUAGGGCAGGGGUAGGCAACCCAAAACACUCAAAGAGCCACUUGGACCCGUUUCCCACCAAAAACAAAACACUGAGAGCCGCAAAACCCUUUUGAUA